Molecule: messenger RNA, 406 nt
Organism: Helicoverpa armigera (cotton bollworm)
Lineage: Eukaryota; Metazoa; Arthropoda; Insecta; Lepidoptera; Noctuidae
Product: V-type proton ATPase subunit e-like
Exons: 4
Coding region: 24-341 (105 amino acids)
Biological process (GO): proton transmembrane transport
Cellular component (GO): proton-transporting V-type ATPase, V0 domain; plasma membrane proton-transporting V-type ATPase complex
Molecular function (GO): proton-transporting ATPase activity, rotational mechanism
Source: RefSeq, a predicted model, not a curated record
UCUGGUCUUGCUGGUGUAUCAAAAUGUCUUCAACGGAGCAGCCUCUCAGAGCUCAGGACAAUGAGGCUUUCUAUACACCGAUAUAUGUCCUGACAGCUGUGUUUGGCGCAGUCUUUAUCUUUGGACCUCUUUUGGUUAGGAAAGGACCUAAUAGAGGAAUUACAAGAUGUUGUAUAAUGCUCGCUUCUUUCUGCAUGUGGAUAUUCUGGACAACUAUGUACAUAGCGCAACUCAAUCCAUUACUGGGUCCUCGCUUGUCGAACAUAUCAUUGGCCUGGGUUGGACAUAAAUGGGGUAAACAUCCCAAACAUGUUGCAGAAUUGAGAGAAGACGGGACUUAAUUCAGUGACCUCGCUUAUAAGAGACAAUUAUUAUAAGUACUACUAACCACUAAUUACUUAUUCUA